Molecule: messenger RNA, 4993 nt
Organism: Anguilla rostrata (American eel)
Lineage: Eukaryota; Metazoa; Chordata; Actinopteri; Anguilliformes; Anguillidae
Product: NALCN channel auxiliary factor 2-like
Exons: 3
Coding region: 469-1650 (393 amino acids)
Biological process (GO): calcium ion import across plasma membrane
Cellular component (GO): plasma membrane
Molecular function (GO): stretch-activated, monoatomic cation-selective, calcium channel activity
Source: RefSeq, a predicted model, not a curated record
CUCAAGGUGUUCUCUAUAAAGCCGAAGAUGGCGACAGACUGAGAAGAGGAGCAUAAGGGGGAUAUCAGGACGAUGAGCAGAAAAUACAGCUUUCUGCACCAGAAACGGAAGAAAAAAUAAAAGAAAACACAUUUGCUCAAGGAUGACAGUUUUUAAGUAAGAUUUCCUCUUCAUGCGUGAUAUGCGUUUCCUGAGUACUGGCGAAGGGGCGCUGAGGAUGCUGGUAGGAUUUUGCAGCAUGCUAAAAUUAUGGGUGUAUAGGGGAGAUUUUGUCUGGCUGUUUUUCUUUGCAAUGGAUCGUUCAAAAAAUUAGACGCAGAGGUGAGGAAGUGGAUUGAUUUUUUAAUUCAACGCCGGAAAAUAUGCAGCCCAUCAUCAUGUUGCAAAGGAGGUAGGUGACAUUGUUUGGGGGAAAAAACUGGAGAGGAGAAUAACCCACUGGAGAUUGAUUUUGUCUCCCCCUAAAAUAUGAUCAGGGGUGCUUGGAUGUAUCGAAGGGAAGAUGAUGCCGUGUUGAAAAUAUGUUGUGCACCCAAACAAAACGACAAACCCUGCGCCGAUUCCGAGAGGGCACAGAAAUGGCGAAUGUCUUUGGCAUCCCUGUUAUUUUUCACCGUCCUUCUCUCUGAUCACCUCUGGUUGUGUGCUGGAGUUAAGCUUAGGUCCAAGGAGAGGAACUACCGCAAACCCUGGAGCAACGCAACUGACGGGGACCAUCCAGUACAGGGCGAAAAGUGUGGUAUUUUUCUAAGCAAUCUGACCAAAUCCGCUGCUCCAAGUCCUCAUUGCACUGAUGCUCAAAACAACCAACAUCUGGAGUCAGCCUGCACCACCUUGCAUCGGCAGAAAACGGGCCUUGGUUCCACAUUUUCAACUCCAUCAUUAUCGACACAGUUGAUUUUGACUUAUUUUAGGAAUUUCAGCCUUUCCUUUUGUGACUCAUACUCUAUCUCCGACCUGCUGUUGGGGAUGGCCAACCCAGACAAUUUGAAUUGCAGUCUUCAGAACAUGAUUUGGGAUUUGGGUAGCGGCGCUGUGGAGGACGAGGACGUCUGCAGCACCUGCAUCCAGGCAUACAUGAGGCUGGACCAACACGCUCAGGAAAAAUAUGAGGAGUUUGACUUCCUCUUUCUCAAGUAUUUAUCAGAGGAUUAUUCAGUAAGAUCAAGUACAGAGGACUGUAAGUCAGUCUACAAAGCCUGGUUAUGCUCAGAAUAUUUCAAUGCUACCCAGAGCCAGUGUCACUACAGGAUUCCCUGCAAGCAAUACUGUCUGGAGGUCCAGACCAGAUGCCCGUUUGUGUUACCAGACAAUGACGACUUGGUCUACGGGGGGUUAUCCAGCUUCAUCUGUACAGGGCUACUAGAAAACCAUUUAACCAAUGUAGAGCCAGAAUGUUGCGAUGUGAGAUGGAGCAGCUGCGAGCCAGCGUCGGAGGGCGCCUGCAACGCGUCCGCCAAACCCCCCGGCUCCUCGGCGUGGCCCGUGUCGGCCGCCUCCCGGCUCUGCAACAGCAGCAGACUCAAACUGUGUGUGCUGGUUCUCAUCCUCCUGCACACUGUCGUCACUUUUUCUACGGUACAAAACAGUGGGGGGAUGACCCUGGAGACCAUCACCCCUAUGGAGGAGGCCUCCACCAGAGAGGAGUGAAUCAGAAUCUCUCCACCCAAAAAAAAAAAAAAGUAUAAAAUACAAUAAAUCUGCUGAGGUGGUCAUAAUAGGAAGGAAGAGGCAAAGUGCGUGCCCCCCUCGCCCUCCCCUGCCAGCCAGCAGUUCGGACUUUGUGGUCAAAUAGGGAGAGGGGAGGGGGAGGGACAGAAAAAGGAAGUGAGGAAGUCCUACUUCCUGUUCGCCCCCAGAGUUGUAUUUUUUCUCUCUGCAGAGGUGUCGUGUGUUUCUUCCGGGAAAGGUUUGGGUACAAUUGGCCUUUAUCACAUUCCACAUUGUUGUGAGGGUCUCUCUGUGAAGCAGGGCAGAGAUGUGGAAUGCCUUUUUGCAAUUGGAUUAUAUUUCAAUACACAGUAAUACUAGUGAAUUAUAUUUAAAUAUGAAUUUAUACUUAGGAAUACCAAUUCUCUGCCUACUUCCCUGCAUCAUGGUCAGAUAAGAAGACUUUCAAACUCACAGUAUCCAAUCAUUUCAGUUUCAUCAAUUUAUCACUGAUAUUGUUAUAUUAAACAAAUGGAGCUCCAUUAAUUUGCAACUGAAUUGAAACCGUUUGAAUGUGUGCCUCAUAAGAAAAGGGCAAAGUUCUCUGAUAAUCAAAAUAAUUUUACUAAAAAAAUGAAUAAUGUGAUUUCAUGGUAAAUACAAAAUUGUUAAGUAGCAUGAAACACUACGCGGUUGAAGUGGUUCAUAAUUGGAAAGUAGAGCUUGAAAAUCAGACGUGCAUUAUUUUAUCCAUUUUCUUUUUUCUUUUUUUCUGCAUGGCAGGUUAUGCAUUUUGAUAUUCUCAUACCACAAAGCUAAUGUUUUACUUGACUGUUUUUUUGUUUGUUUGUUUUUGCUGCCAGCAGUGAUAUGACUGACAGACAUAUGGAUUGGUUAAAAGAGAACAAAACCAAAAGCUGUCUUCCAAAUGAAUGAAAUUAACACCCCCACAGAAAUAAUCCGAUAUUUAAAUAAUCUGAUCAAAGGAGGUUUUUCCCUCUAGAAACUGAAAUAUGAUGCAUUAGAGAUCUGUUUGUUAUUCUAUUACUGACAUGACCCGUUCAGAUUGGGUUUGAAGUGAGUGCAGAAAUACCUCCCAUCACAAAUAAUACCCAGACUGAAUUUUAAAUUAAUCAAAUCAACCUUCUAUUGGCAUUUUCAGGUUCCUUUUGCUUUAAGAUUAAAUGUUUCAUACAUUCUAAAUAUACAGAUAUAAUCUGUAUUGUCAUUAAAGCUAAUGCCAUGACAUGAAGCUGCUGCAGUUACAAAAUGAUUAUGAUGAUGAGGAUGAUGAUGAUGAUUAUUAUCAGUAGUAUGCCAUACUUAAAAAUAAUGGCUUCAAUAUUAUGUUUGUUAUAUUAUUAUUAUGUCCUUUCAUACUUUUUGAUUCUCUUCAUUCCAUCCAUAUUUCACAAAAGUUUCCAGUCUCUAAAUCUGCCAGUCAUAUGCAAAUGUCUUACACGCUCCUCUUUCAAAUUCUUUACCUAGGCAUAAUUAAAACUAAGAAUAAUUAAAAUUUUGAUUAUUUUGAUUAAGCUCAACAGGAACUUUGCUCUGUUACCACCAGUAUCAAUGUGACAGUUUCACCAGUCACAAUAUGAAAGGAUGAGGUCACAGAAUAUUUUCUUGUUUCUGAUGUCAAGCCGUGUAAUGAACAUGCUUCACACAGUGGUUCACUCUGAUGUUCUACAAAUAUCUUGCUGAUCCUCAUUAAACAGGGAAAUGUCCAGGUCACACAUGAACACGAUUUUUUGUCCAGUUACAAGGUCAAAAGAUUCCCUUUGAUAUAGGCAAAUUAAAUUUCCACCCAGUAUCCAUACCUGUCCAUUACAUUUGCUUAUUUGAUAUAUUAAAUUAUGUUAUAAUUCAUAAAUGGUAAUAAAUGUACAAGCUAUAAACUUACAACCUACAAUCUUUUAUACAGAUGAAUAUCCUCCCUCGUGCCAAGGACUGCUUCAUACCAAAUAUAUCCAGUCUGGCAGCGCAACACAAUUCACAUCUGUAUUGCGUGAUGCACAUAAUGAACAAUCUCAAGAUACGAAUGUGGAAUUUCCAUUGAGCAAUGCCCUCGACUGGGAAUUUGUGUCAAACAAUACAAAAAUUAAAAUGCACACAUACAAACUCCAAAACGAGCCUUUUAUUAUGUUAGUUAUAGGGCUGGGUUUUUAUGUGAACAGACUGGUUUCAUGUUUUAUUAAACAUGAAGAGAGUUAUUUCUUAAGAAAUUAUCCAUGCUGCAUUUAUGCUCAGUGAGCAAGUAUGAUUUUCUUGUUUAGAUUUUUUUUUAAACCAUUAUGUCUUUUAAGAGUUUAUAAUUUCAUAGAGCUCUAAUUUGAAAUGUUAAAAAUGUGAAUGAGUCCAAAUAAGCGAAUGAGUCUUUGGAAUAUCUUUUUGUUGUGGAAAGUUGUUAGAUGAAUAUUUUAGAAUAUUUUGGAUAAUUCCAUUCACACACGAUUCAGACUUGAGGGGAAAUUAUCUUCAUAACAUUUGCAAUUUUUAUAUGAUUAAAUAAUUAAAUAAGUGCAGUGAAAUGCUGCUCAAAUCUAGGAGUUAUAACCCUUUUUAAGCAAUAGGAGAAAAAAAUCCCUUGACCUCAAUUUCAUCCACUGGUAACUGGAAAUAAGUUAAUUUCAUAUUUUCAAGAAAGACAGAUGAAUUUUGAAUGCACUGCUCUGACGGAUAUUAGCACGCCCAUAACUAAACGAUAAAGAUGUGAGCAUGGCUACCUUCAGUAUGCGCUGUUCCUUGGGGUAUUUUCCAGCUACAAAAGGCCAGUUGUACCCUCUGCUUUCUCGUAUGUCACUGAGAGGCGUCACUCAUUCUAUGGCAUAGCAGAGCCUUCUUUAUAAGAAAACUAGUGGGUUACGCCUACCUUAAGGGGACAAGAAUGAUACAAACUUAGACAUCUCUGCUAAGCCUGUAUUCUUUGAAGAGAAUACUUCUUAUGCCAUUUUAUACACUGUGCUUUAAUGUUUAGAACUUUUUGCACUAGUUCUAAUAACAUUUAUUUUCGGAGAUGGUUUGGAAACUGUGCUAUAUAAUUCAGUUGUAUAACAAAUAUUAUAUCAUAUCUGUGUUUCUAGUCUUAACCUGUAUCUGUAAUGUUUUACCGUUUCUGUUGUAUUUUGAGCAGAACCGUUCCUGCUCAAUGUUUAACCCCAAUAAAGACAUACAAGCGUUCUGUCUUAACCUGCAGCCUCUUGUUUUGUGAAAGGACGAGGAAAAAAGAAGAUGAAAACGCUCAACUAUGUUUUACUGUUUAUACUUUACCUGUUUAUAUCACUAUUAAAUCCAAAUGCUCUGAAAGUCUUUUUAUUUAGAAAUAAAAUUAGAAUGAGAAUGA